Messenger RNA from Cyprinodon tularosa, 4242 nucleotides. Its product is annotated as mucin-6-like. Lineage: Eukaryota; Metazoa; Chordata; Actinopteri; Cyprinodontiformes; Cyprinodontidae. The transcript has 2 exons. Bases 457 to 4089 code for a protein of 1210 amino acids. The record is from RefSeq and is a predicted model, not a curated record.
CAGAAUGCUGACAAGCAUGAUUUAGCUUCAACUACCAUCCAUCCAAUCUCUACCAGUAACAACUCAGUAGACUCUGAAAACUCCAUCAUAUCCUCCGAUGAUCAAACUAGCAUCUCUGCUGAGCCAACUUUGACCAAAGCCUCCACAACCAAAACUACAACCACAAUCCUUCCCUUCAGUCACAUCAAUAACGGCCAGUCUGGCAUAAGUAAAGCUUCUCAUUCUAUCCCUGUUGACACCUCUACAACUGGCCAUGUUACUGGAAGCAGUGGAAAAGGGCUCCCAACCAAACAAGAUGUUCCAACUACAACUUUAAGGUCCAUAAUACUUAAUUCCAUUCAUUCUACUGAAGCUCGAAUUAGCAUUAAGCAAAAUAAAAAAAGUAGAAAGGUUCACAUAAAAGCUAAACAAGGCCUAAAUAGUGACUCUCAACCUAUAACGGCAAGUUCUAGUCUCAUGAGAUAUCUUACCACCCCUAGUUCCACCGUUAUCAAUCCAUCAAACACUUCUGAUGAUGGCGGUACACCAAAGCCAAUCAUAACAUCCCCAAAUAAAACCUUUGAUCAGUUCUUCUCCAGUUUACCUUCCAAACCCAUCACACCAUCCCACUCCAUCGGUGCUGAAUUAACCAACACUUCUAACGGUAACUACCCUGACAUUCUAGCUCAGGAUAAUACCUUUGGGAGUAACAUGACGGCCUCUACACCUGUUUCUAGCAAAGACGGGAUAAGCAUUGGUUUGGUAAGAGGUCCUGAAGCAACGACUGAGGGUUAUGCAGCCCUAACCCCAAGUUAUGAAUCUUUGACAUCAGAAAUAAAUAUCAUCAGUAGGGAUAAAGAAAGAAACAGUCCUAGUAGAACCACUCCCAAUGCAGCGACAACCCUAACCUCAACUAUCUCCGAAAAGCCUUUAGCUAAGACCUCUAAAUCUCUGGUUGCUACAGCUAAGCCUCUGCUAAAAACUAAACCCAAACCGACUACCCCCAAUUUACGCUAUUUCCCUCCUUACAACUCCACAGCAACAAAUGUUGCUGUUUCUAGCAAAGACGGGAUGAGCAUUGGUUUGUUGGCCUACAAUAAAAUCACAAACAAAAUCCCAACUGAUGCUAACUGGAAUCCCCCAUUACCCAGUUUGCCUCAUAUUGACCCUACAAAUAAGAUGGUGGUUGCACCAUUUAAUGUUAUAACAGAGGCUCAUAGUGAGAAAGUUAAAAAUUCAAAUUCGGACUCAACGCAAAACAAAACCAAAUGUUUUUUCUCAACGUGUGCAACUGAUGUCCUGAGAGGGAUAAGUGACUCUGAUUCAUUGGACUCUACAACAAAUGAUAUUACAGACGAUAAACCAAACGCUGUCAGCACAGCAACUCACAGUAUUUCUCCAAAUGUAAGAGGUCCUGAAGCAACGACCCCAGGUCCUGCAGCCCUAACCCCAACUUAUGAAUCUUUGACAUCAGAAAUAAAUAUCAUCAGUAGGGAUAGAGAAAUAAACAGUCCUAGUAGAACCACUCCCAACGCAGCGACAACCCUAACUUCAACUAUCUCCGAAAAGCCUUUAGCUAAGACCUCUAAAUCUCUGGUUGCUACAGCUAAGCCUCUGCUAAAAACUAAACCCAAACCAACUACCCCCAAUUUACACUAUUUCCCUCCCUACAACUCCACAGCAACAAAUGUUGCUGUUUCUACCAAAGACGGGAUGAGCAUUGGUUUGUUGGCCAACAAUAAAAUUACAAACAAAAUCACAACUGAUGCUAACUGGAAUCCACCAUUACCCAGUUUGCCUCAUAUUGACCCAGCAAAUAAGAUGGUGGUUGCACCUUUUAAUGUUAUAACAGAGCCCUAUAGUGAGAGAGUUAGAGAUUCAAAUUCGGACUCAACGCAAAACAAAACAAAAUGUUUUUUCUCAACGUGUGUAACUGAUGUCCUGAGAGGGAUAAGCGACUCUGGUUCAUUGGACUCCACAACAAAUGAUAUUACAGACGAGAAACCAAACGCUGUCAGCACAGCAACUAACAGUAUUUCUCCAAAUGUAAGAGGUCCUGAAGCAACGACCCCAGGUCCUGCAGCCCUAACCCCAAGUUAUGAAUCUUUGACAUCAGAAAUAAAUAUCAUCAGUGGGGAUAAAGAAAGAAACAGUCCUAGUAGAACCACUCCCAAUGCAGCAACAACCCUAACUUCAACUAUCUCCGAAAAGCCUUUAGCUAAGACGUCUAAAUCUCUGGUUGCUACAGCUAAGCCUCUGCUAAAAACUAAACCCACAGCAACAAAUGUUACCACCUUUAACAGAGGAAAUGUCAAACUGUCGUCAACUGCUGCCGGUCAAAAGAAAACAUCUAAGUACAAGAUCAAAACUUUAAAUCUUAAGUCCACCGCUGUGCCACAGACAUCGACUACUGACCCUCAGGCUACUCCCAUUAACAGUUCAGCUGCCAUCCUCUUUCCCACAGGCUCUAAAGUACCCCAUAUCCUCAGUGGUAAAAAAAAACCAAAACACACCAGAGUUAAUUCAACAAUCCUAGGAACAACCAUUAAAGACUUCACCAAUGCAACAAAAAGUCCUCUAGUCUUAACCACUGCCAUUCCAGCAGUUAUGUCUAACCAUGAAAAAACAACUCCAUUUCAGUCAGAUUUUACUUCUUCCCAUAGAAAAAACACCAAAACUCCAAGUGACAGUAAAAGUAAGCUCACUACCCAAACCAUCCAUAGAGAUACCUCUAAACUUACUCCUGCCACCCAGGAUGUCAUUGCCACAUCUGGCUGUAAUAACGACACAGGUCACUCCGCUAAUGUUCUACGUGAAUCUCUAUCCCCAAGCUCACGUACCAAAAAUCUGAUUAACAAAUCAAAGAGGUUGUUUGCCCAAAUUUUCCGGACAAACAGAACAAAACCCAUUGAAACGCAGCUACCUUCCAAUAGGCCAGGUUCCACCAAUAAAACCACUAUUUCGUCUGGGAACUUUUUAAGGGCUCCCGCCUCUAACCCAUCAAGCACUGAACAUCUUACAGACAAUACCAGCUCCUUAAAAAUCACCAAAACAAACAGUUCUGACACCUUGAGUACUCAGGCAAACUGCUCAGUUGUGGAAGACGACAAGCCUUCCAGCUCCCAUCUAAAGGCGAUGGCAGGCUUUCUUCUAGGCAAUCCAGGCCCCUCCUAUGGUCAGCCAUCAUACCCCCUUCAACCCAGAUUACAAGGUAAUUUCAAAUCGGAACAAAUGAACCAAAUCUAUCCUGUUUUACCAUCUCCCACAAAUUAUGACUUUAUGCCACUAAGUCCCACUAAUAGGGAGGCUAUGUACAAUAUUAACCUAAAAAAUCCAGCUUUGUCUAAUGCUAGACCAGCUUUCUUUGCUAAGCACGAGCAACCGCUUCCACCUUGUCCUCAGCCUUCCUCUUUAGGGUUCCCUCAACCACACCUUCCUCAUUUGAACACCUUCCACCAUGUAUACUUAAGGCCUCGUCAAUCUUUGAAUUCUGAGUCUUCUAUGUACCGGUGGCCAACUUCCUCUCAUCAAAAACACUCUCUGCCGCUCUACCAAAAUCCCCUUCAUCCAUCCAUCCAUCCAUUAUCUGACAUGCUUGUCCCAAGUGGGAUUGCAAGGGGUGCCUAUCUCCAGCAGUCAAUAGGCGAGAGGCGCAAUCACCUGCAUACCUUCAUUAAAUCUCUUCGUACUUCCUCCAAGCCUUCUCACCAGGAUCUUUCUGGAUCAUCCCACCAUAUCUCCUAUGGUCUACCUCACACUGGUUCAUCCAGUCCAUUUCACUACGGCUUCUAUGGUCCUCAUUACGCUGCCUUUGCAGGAACUUCCCACCAUCGCUUCCAUGCUCUACCUACCAAUGGCCUUUCCAAUCCAAAGAUCCAAUCUCACAAUCGCAUCUCUGGUCCUCCCAAAGCUGCCUUUCCAGGAGCGUCCCACCAUCAGUUCUCUGGUCAUCAUCAGUCUGCUUUUUCUUGGCCACUUCUUGCCUUGUCAGGAAGGCCUCGACUUUCCUUUGCCAUCCCGCAGCGCUUUGCUCGGCCUCCCCCGCCUGCUUUUGUCAAAGUUCCACAGCGCCUGAUAACAAAACUGGCCGAUGGAGGCAUCAAAACCUGAUCGCUGGUAAAUGGGAAGAUACAAAAUCAGACCAUCAUCAACGCGUUUUGUUGAAUACAUACAGUAUUUUCUCCUUUAUAUUCAGAACUUCCCAUCCAGAUCCUAUUAGUUCAGAUUCAUCACAUCUCUGGUGGGUUUGAUAUAUUUUGAAAU